This is a messenger RNA of Microthlaspi erraticum, 780 nucleotides long. Lineage: Eukaryota; Viridiplantae; Streptophyta; Magnoliopsida; Brassicales; Brassicaceae. The record is from the annotation of a GenBank genome assembly.
AUGGCAGAGAAGCUAGGCAUAGCUGGAGCCUUGCAGCGCCCUACUACUUCAAUCAUGUUUGGAGAUGCAACUUCUAAGUCUCCUCUUGGAGUGUUCAAGAACUAUCACUUGAAAAUUGGAGAAUGCAUCAUCCAAACUGAUCUCACUGUGAUGGAAAUGGAAGAAGAGAAGGAUUUGCCUUGUUAUUGGGAACCCCUUUCCUUACCUAGAGGUUCAGACUUUUGUGCCACAAUUGACAGUACCACUCUCAGUUCUAAGAGUCAUGGAGCUACAAAGGUUGUGAAGGAAAGGGUUGACAAGGAACCAAGAGUUGGGAAGGAUAAGGAUGAGAGAGGACCAAGGAUUGAGAAGCCACGUCUUGAGAGGGCUAGAGUUGAGAAACCACGAUCUGAUAGGCCAAGAGCUGAGAGACUUGUUCAAGCCCCUUGUGUGCUUGAUGAAGAGAGCCUUCAAGCUUUGUUUGAUGAGCCACUAGGAAGGGCUCUAAAAGAAGGGGAGGAUGCAGCCUCUAAGGCAAGACCAGGUGAUAAAAGAAAGGAUCCACCAGCUCAGGCCCCUUCAGUCAAGCCAUCUCAGCUCACAAUGACCUUGUUCCCCACCAAGUUUGAAAAUGGGAAGAUUGAGUACAAGAUAAGGUACAAGGGGAGAUCAAGGCCAUUCUCUAGAGCCAAGGCCUUGGUGACUUCAGAACAGUCCAGGGACCCAACCAAGCUAAAGGAGCUUCUGUCUCAAGUCCUCACUAUCACCCUUGAUGGUGGGACUAGCUCAACCAAUGCCUAA